CUUGGAAUUUCAUAUAAAACCAAACUCAAAUUGCAAAUCUCAAACCAAAAAUCAAUGCCAAUUAUCAAACUCAUUACUACUUUUGAGUUCUCAUGAAGCAAAAUUCCAUGGCCACUAUCAAUCUCACCACCACUUCUUCUCUUCAUCCAAACUCUUCCUUUGUCACAAAGAAACAUUACAACAACAAUAAUCUCAUCAAAUUUAACUAUGCUUCUUCUUUAACCAAAACAUGUGCUCAAUCACAAGGGACUGAAGCUGGUGUUUCUGAGGAUGAUUCUUCUCUUGGAUCUUUAUCUUCUUCUCGUGCACAGCUGGAUCUUUUGGAGCAAUUUACAUCUACAAGCUCAUCAAUCAAUGGUUAUGAAAGUGAUGGCACGUCUCGGAAACUUUCAAUUCGAGAUCAGCUAGCGCAGUUGGUUGGAGAAAGGGACGAUGAUUUCAGUAUUCCCUUAGGUAAAAACUUGAAGAAAGUGAGUGCAAAGUUCUUAACAACUUCACAAAGGAGAAACAUCAAGAGACAAAAUUAUCUAAAUGAAGUGACUCAAAGGAAUGAUUCAACUUUUUUUGCAACUAUAGGAGCAUUUGUGCUUCUUCCACCUCUUAUAAUACUAGGAAUAGCUAUAUUAACUGGUUAUGUACAACUUUUACCUUGAGACAUGAUAUAUAUUUAAUGAUAAUACUGAAUAGAAAUCUUUGCAUA
Molecule: messenger RNA, 700 nt
Organism: Trifolium pratense (red clover)
Lineage: Eukaryota; Viridiplantae; Streptophyta; Magnoliopsida; Fabales; Fabaceae
Exons: 3
Coding region: 93-653 (186 amino acids)
Cellular component (GO): chloroplast
Source: RefSeq, a predicted model, not a curated record